This is a messenger RNA of Megalops cyprinoides (Indo-Pacific tarpon), 2460 nucleotides long. RefSeq names its product EF-hand and coiled-coil domain containing 1 (gene efcc1). The transcript is spliced from 8 exons. Gene Ontology annotation, molecular function: calcium ion binding. The record is from RefSeq and is a predicted model, not a curated record. NCBI's taxonomy places the organism in Eukaryota, Metazoa, Chordata, Actinopteri, Elopiformes, Megalopidae. The coding region runs from base 155 to 2071 and encodes 638 amino acids.
GAAAGCGAAGCUGAGGGUCUUCACAUCAAAGGAGUGCAGUGGGCUGCAUAGCAUAAAACAUGGGAGGCAAAAGCGACUUUCACGUUCAUCACUUUAGUUUUGUUCACCAGUAUUCUAAAAUCGAUUAAAUGCUACAAGUGCUGCAUUAGUAGCUAUGGAUAAACCCGAGGCAUGCGAUCCGUACAGUCGACCAGCGCGCAGGACACAAUGGAUAGUAAGCACUUUGGCUUACCAUUAUGGAUUAGAUCGAGGAGUUGAGAAUGAAAUUAUAGUUCUGGCUACCGGUUUAGACCAAUACUUGCAGGAGAUAUUUCACCAUAUGGACUGCCAGGGAGACGGUAAGAUUCCUGCCGAAGACUUUCAUAUUCUUUGCGAAGUUUUGGGGUUGAAUAAAGAAACGGACCUGGAAGAAUGCGCUGGGAUCCUGGAGAACAUACCCAAAGAGUUUACCUUCAGGCAGUUUCAUGCCAAACUCUGUGGCUACUUCAGCACCAAAGCGGGGUGCCAGUACGAGAAUGGGAGGUUGCUCGUGGGCAAAGAAAGCGAGCAUAUCGAGACGCAGAUACGUCUAAGAAGCCCGUUGAGGCGGAGAGAGAAGUCGCUGUUAGUGGGCGCCAAAGGGAGAAGGAGCAGAGGGUCUUCGCCCGUCCCAGAUCGGCACACAUCCGACUGCAGGCAACUGGGCACAUGUACUCGGGAGUGUUAUGAGGAAAUCGUGGCUCUGGAAGAAGCCGAGGACAGGAUAACAAAACUCGAGGACGAGAAUGCAAGUCUGAGGGAGCUGGUGGAAGACAUGCGGGCAGCGCUUCAAAGUAGUGAUGCCCGUUCGUUGGCACUACAGGUAGGGCUAUGGAAAAGCCACUCUAAACAUAAACAAGAGGGAGGGUGUUUCAUUGGCCAUCAUAGACUCGCCACUCAGAAGAGCAGCACCCAUGGAAACACAAAGAGCCUUCAGAGUUUUGUGCGAGAGAUUGAGCUGCUCCGUAGCUCACGGGACGGGCAGAUCGAAGAGGCCAUGCUCUUCAACAAGAAGCUGGAGAAGGAGCUGAGGAGGUCGCAGGAGGCCUUGCUCGCGCUGGAAAACUGCAACAGAAAGCUGAAGCGGGAGCAGGCAGCCAUGAGGAAGAAGGUGGAGGAGGCCAGACAGGCGGUGCUCAGCGGCCUGGGCAAAGUCAAAGACCUGGAAGUCAAAGCCAGUCAUGUCCCGCUGCUCCAGAGACACAUCCAGCAGCUGGAGUCAGAGCUCCAUUAUUACAGGCUGGAGCUGUCCAAGCUCCAGGUCCCGAGCAGUAGUGCAGGGGAACACCAGUACAGUGGUGCCAGCGGGCCGGGCCGGAGAUGCUGUCUGAACACCCAGCAUGACCGCUGCUCCCCGACAGGUCGAGCCGAGACCGCGUCAGAAAACAUGGAGGAGCAGCUCUUUCGCUCAGUGGAGGGUCAGGCAGCAUCUGACGAGGAGGAGGAGAAGUGGACAGGGGAGCAGCAGAGUCAGGUGGAUGAGGUGAAGAGGAUCCUGACCAGACUGUCUUGUUGUGGAGACAGGUGUGAUGAUAAGGCAGUGAAGAAGCUCCUGUCACACUUUGGGGGCUCGAGGAGUGAGGAGAGCCAGGCGGCCGUGGUGGAGCUGCUGGAGAAAGUCACCCGGCUUAACAAGCAGCUGGAACUGAAGGAGAACGAGGCCCGCAAGGCGGAGAUGGACAUGGACCAGAUGAAGGACUCAUUGGUGCUUGAGCUGCAGCAGAAGGCGGAGGAGACUGAACACCUCCACAUGGAGCUGCAGAUGCUGGAGACGGAGAGGGUGCGUCUGUCCCUGGUGGAGGAGAAGCUCAUGGAUGUGCUGCAGCUCUUGCAGCAACUGCGAGAUCUGAAUGUUUCCAGGAGGUCUCUUGGGAAAAUCUUGUUGAGCACAUUGGAGUCCUGUAGUGACCCUCAGCAUGGGAAGGCUCACAUUCUGGAAGUGCUGAAUGCUCUCUAUCAUGAACUGGCUGCUUGUGAGCUGCUCUCCAGCACACCCCCGGAACGAACACAGAGUCACCAGUCUCUGACUAACGCACUCCUCAUCUCCUGCUGACCAAGCCUGCCACCUGCUGGCAGGUUUCCUUCAUAGCACUUUUCAAUGUAAAAAGAAGAAUUGAACCGGCAUUGUUCAACCACUCUGAAUACCUUGCUGGCCUUUUUGUCCUCUAGUGGUUAACCAAUGUUUCUGAUGGAAGAUGUGGAGAGCUGCUGAAUGAGCGAGUGAAUGACUGAGCGAGUGAGAGGCGCGUCAUAUUUUUUACUGCUACUUCUGCCCAGAGAAAAGGGGUGCAAUUUCUCCUCUAAAUGUCAAGUGUUAACCCCAUCAGACUGAAAGUCUGGGUAAAUAUAUUACUGGUGUAUAUCAUGAUAAUGUGUAUCUCAUUUUACAAGAAACCCAUCCUGAGGUUUCUGACUUUUUAAGUGAGACAGACAUUACAGGGA